Entrophospora candida is the source of this 789-nucleotide messenger RNA. The record is from the annotation of a GenBank genome assembly. Lineage: Eukaryota; Fungi; Glomeromycota; Glomeromycetes; Entrophosporales; Entrophosporaceae.
AUGUCUCUAUUUGAAGUUCCUGAUUGGAAUCUUGGAGAGUUAAUAACUCAAAAACCUGAAACCAAUAAAAAUAAUAGUAAACGUAAGCAUCGCAAAAAUAAAAUUUCAAAAGACAAGAAAAAGAAAUCAUAUGAUGAAAAGUUGGAUGGUAGAGAAGAAGUCGGUAACAGUAGUAGUAAUAUGAACAAUACCAAAGAAAAGAAGGGCAAAUCAUCACCAUCAUCAAAAAAAAAUGUUUCAUUACAACAAAAAGCCAGGAUGAAUUUAUUAGAAAGCAAAUUUCGAUGGUUGAAUGAACAACUUUAUAAUAAGACAAGUACUUCAGCAUUUGAAUUAUUUAAAAACAAUUCAAAAUUAUUUGAUGAGGGAUUUAGUUCAGUAGUUGAAUCAUGGCCUAAUAAUCCAGUUGAUAUAUUUAUUGAGUAUUUGAAACAAAAACCUAAAAAUUUAAUAGUAGCAGAUUUAGGAUGUGGAGAAGCAAAGAUUGCUAAAGAGGCUCCAAAUAAAAUCCUAUCUUUCGAUUUUGUUGCUAAAAAUGAUAAAAUUAUUGUUUUUAUAUUUUCUUUAUCAUUAAUGGGAACAAAUUAUAUUGAAUUCUUGAAAGAAGCACAUCGUGUAUUAAAACCAAAAGGUGAAUUAAAGGUUGCUGAAGUUGUUAGUAGAUUUACAGAUAUUAAUUCAUUUAUUAAAGUUUUAACUGAAAUUGGAUUUGAGUUCAUUAGAAAGGAAUUGUUAAAUUCAGAAAUUUUGGAUAAUUUAUUAAAACCUUGUGUUUACAAGAAACGUUAA